CACGCCUGUCUGCAGCAGGUGCGGCCCGCUGACAACAACAAGAAUAACGGGGUCAGUUACCGGGACCCCGGUCCUUCCACAGACAAUGCACCGACUGUUGUUUGCGUUUCUGGCCGCAGCCUGGGCGUCUGUUCUCGGCCUCCCCAGGCUGGAUGUGUCCCCGGCGGCCGGGCCCUGCCUCGCCCCGCUGCAGUGGGAGGGCAGGUGGGUGCUGUACGACCACAGCACCGGGAGGAACAGUCGAGCCGCUGUUUCCUACGACGGCCUGAACCAGCGGAUCCGAGUCCUGCAGCAGCACAAGAAGCACACCCCGUGUCAGAAGUUUUUUGAGUACAUCUACUUGUAUCAGAGCAUGGUGAUGUUCCAGAUUGACCAGAAGACCAAGGACUGUUCAAAGAUCGCUCUGACGGAGGCCUGGGACCCCUUCGACAUCCCAGGCAACUCCACCUUCGAGGACCAGUACUUCAUCGGAGGCCCCGGGGACAACGUGGAGGUUCAGGAGUGGUCAGACAGGAAGCCGGCACGCCAACAUGAGACCUGGGUGGGCGUUUACACCCUGAAGGACUGUUACCCAGUGCAGGAGACCUACACCAGGAACAGCAGCGUCACCACCUCCACCCGCUUCUUCAACAUCCAGCUGGGUAUCAGCGACCCCGACGUCUUCACCCCACCCAGCACCUGUCAAUCAGCUCGGCCGCAGAGGAUGGCCGAGUCCGUCUGCUGAGGCCUCGCCGGUCCUCACCUUUGACCUUAGAAACACAACAGCACUCUGAGGCUGAACUCACUCCCUCGUUCACGAUUUUGCGUCAUUGCUCACAGGCGUAGCGUCGCCCAGCUGUUACAUUUUGCAUCCAUGAAAUCAGAUUUUCAAUCAAAUAUUUGGAUUGUUAGCAGAAAGAAGGCGACGUGCCAUGGACGUUACUGUUUUCAUUGCAUUAUGGGAAUUUUUUAGACACUGUAUAGUGCAUACACUUCACACCUCACAAUUUGGACACUCAAAUGAAAUGGCGCAGGGUAAAUAUAGUGUGCGAUAUGGUAAAAAGGGAGUGAUUUCAGAUGCAGUCCUUGUCCGGAGUCUUAGAGAGGUGUUUGCUAAUUUGCUGCUAAUUUGCUGUUAUCAGGACCAAUGAGCCCUGCUAGCUGCAACCUAACUAACUGUUAACUACUAACUACUGUGCAUUGACAUUAAAGGAAUUUGAUUCUGUUCUAAUUGUACGAUGUGGUUAUAUUGAGAUUGCUUUAGAAUUAGCUUCAUGCUAAAACGUGAUGCUGACGACCGCUUGAUAAUUUCUUUGCUCACAGCAGGCAGUUUAAUAAAUCCAAAUGUUUCUUCACACAAAACAUGAGUGGAAACAAUAAUAUAUCGUGUCAUCUAUCCAAAUCGUAUGUGUUUGAAUUUAAUUUUGGAUUGUUUGAGGUCGAAGCAUAAAGCUUAAGGUACGUUUCUGCAGUGAUCUGUUGGAUCUGUUCUAACUAAGCAACACACAUUAGCCAAUCAGAGGGACACUGGGAGGGUCGACUGGACAUUUUUUUUGGAUCACUGAGAUUUUGGAAUAAUGGGCUGUCUCCUUCACAUCCCUCAGCUCUGGCUAGCUCCCUCAGAUACUGUAAAUAACAUUAGCUUUAGCAAAAUGUUAGCAUAGCAUGUACAUACUGCAUGAAAUGCUGUUUGCCAGUUACGAGCACAGAAAUGUCUCAUUUUGGACAUUUCUAAGAAAAGCUUGUACGAAAUGUUCACCAUCAAAAUAUACCUGACCAGACAAUAAAUAAACGCUUCCAUGAGUACAGGACCUCACAUGAGAAGUCUGCAGUGUAUGAAAGCAAAGCAGUUUUUAUAAAUACAACGGCUGUGCCACACAUGAACAAAAGAGAGAGAGCAUAACUGUUGGAAUUGUGAAAUAUUAUAUCUAACA
Messenger RNA from Chelmon rostratus (copperband butterflyfish), 1913 nucleotides. It is a transcript of the gene epdr1, whose product is annotated as ependymin related 1. Gene Ontology annotation, biological process: cell-matrix adhesion. The record is from RefSeq and is a predicted model, not a curated record. NCBI's taxonomy places the organism in Eukaryota, Metazoa, Chordata, Actinopteri, Chaetodontiformes, Chaetodontidae. The transcript has 3 exons. Gene Ontology annotation, cellular component: lysosome; extracellular region. Gene Ontology annotation, molecular function: calcium ion binding. Bases 86 to 724 code for a protein of 212 amino acids.